AUGGGGGGACCCUCAUCCAGUGCCCCCACAGGUCCCAGUGCUCUGCGGCUUACUGGGGGCCAGAGCCGGUGCGAGGGCCGUGUGGAGAUGGAGGAGGAUGGUGCAUGGGGCACAGUGUGUGAUGAUGGAUGGGACCUGACCGAUGCCGACGUCGUGUGCCGGCAGCUGCGGUGCGGCCGUGCCGUGAGCGCCCAUGGUGAUGCUGCCUAUGGCCGAGGCAAUGGAUCCAUCCUUCGGGAUGAGAUGGGAUGCGAGGGACACGAGGAGCACCUUUGGGAAUGCCCAGCGGUGCGGGAGCAUGACUGUUCCCAUAAGGAGGAUGCUGGUGUGGUGUGCUCAGGAGGAUGGGAUGGAGCCUUUGGGGUAUGCCAUUGGGAUGCAUCCCUGCAUCCAGCUCCCUGUAUCCCUACAGAGCAUCACCAGUGGCGGCUGUCGGGAGGCCGGGACGGCUGUGCCGGCCGGUUGGAAGUGCUGUUCCGUGGCACAUGGAGCACUGUAUGUGACAGUGCCUGGUACCAGCUGGAGAGCAGGGUCCUGUGCCGCUCGCUGGGCUGUGGGGCACCGCUCAGCACCAUUGCCUAUGGGCACACGCUGCCCUCGAGGAUGUUCUACAAGUGCGAGAGCCUGCAGCCAUCGCUGGCCUAUUGCCACUGGGUGUUCAAUAAGUCAUCCCCAUGUUACCAGUCCCGGGCGGUCGGGGUCAUCUGCAAUGGCUCAUUGGGUUUGCAGGCACCCACCCCUAUGGCAACGGUGACACCGAACACCACGGUCCUGCGAGCGGAUGGAGGCUCCUGGGAUGCAGGAUCCGGGUCCCUUCUGUACGUGCCCCUCUUCAUCCCCUGCAUGGUGCUGGCAGUGCUGCUCCUGCUCACCGUGGUGGCCUUCACCACUGCCCUGCUGCGGGUGAGGAAGAGGAGCGCCCAUCCUGUAUCCUCCCUUGGGCUCUCUGGACCGGUCCUGGUGACCCACAGCUCCCAGCACCACGAUGUGGCCUCCAAUGACUAUAGGGAGAUGCCCCCAAGCGUUCCCAAAGGAUCAGCCCUUCCCGAGGAUUCCGACUCUGAUUCCGACUAUGAACACUAUGACUUCAGCAGCAAACCCCCCGUGGCCCUAUCCACCUUCCACAAUUCCCUGCGCCGGCAGCCCCGGGAGCAGCUCCUGCUGAUGCCCAACAGGGAUGGGAUGGAGCCGGUCCCUGAGGAGGCACUAGCCAGGCCAGGAUCCAUAUCCCAUGGCAGCACCUCCACCUCUUCAUCCGUGUCCAUGGAGCCCUAUUGCAACGGCACCGUGUCCCCAUCGGUCUGUAUGGGGCACCCCGACAGCAGCACCCAUUGGCACAUGGCACCCACUGCCUACGGCUGCACCGGCUCCGCUAUCGCCAGCCAUGGAGGAGCUGCCCCGAGCACUGGAGACCCCAGCCUGCGGCUCACGGGUGGUGGGUGCCGCUGCUCCGGGAUGCUGGAAGUGAACUGGGAUGGCAAAUGGAGCCGCGUGUGCCAGGAUGCUGUGACUGGAGCCGGUGCCGAUGCCAUGUGCUGGAGGCUGGGCUGUGGUCCCCCCAUCACCAAACCCCUCCGGGUUGUGCUCACCAAUGGGAAGGAGCCACACAUGGAUCCGCUGCGGUGCCGGCUGCUGGAGGAUGCUCCAAUGGGAUGCGUUUGGGAGCCGGCAAACUGCACGGAGCACGCGGUCCUUGCCUGCAGCGAGCCAGCCAAAACCACCCCGGAGCCUCCUCCGAGCACCACCCCAGAGCCCACCGGCCCCCCCCGCCUGCGCCUGGUGGACGGUGACACCGGAUGCUCCGGUUUCCUGGAGCUGCACCGAUCCGGUACAUGGGGCUCCGUGUCGGGGGAACGGAGCAUCCCUGCGGCGCUGGCCGAGCGGCUGUGCGGAGCCCUGCGCUGCGGCAGCGCCCGGAGCGGCUCCGCUCCGCCCCGGGGCCGUCCGCCCCCAUUGCCGGUGCGCUGGGAGCUGCGGGAGGGCUGCGGGAGCGGAUCCGUCCUCGAUUGCUUCCAUGGGAGCAGCGGCAGGAGACGGGAGCAGGCGGCGUUCAUCCGGUGCUCCGACUCCCAGCCCAAGGCCCUGCGGAGGUUGGCAUCCGGCCCCACACCAUGCGAAGGGAACAUCGAGGUCUUCCAUAGGAACCAAUGGCGGGUGCUGUGCCACAACAGGACCCUACGGGCGCAGUGGGGCAGGGAGCUGUGCCAGGAGCUGCGCUGCGGGAACCUCUCAUCCAGCACUGAAAUCCGGGACCCCCCUUCCAUGGGGGUCACUUGUGGGGUGCCCGACCUGCACCUCUGCCCCCUUAGCGACACCCCAAGCUGCUCUAGGAUCGCGGUGGUCUGCCAGGACUCAAAGCCGCAUCCCCCUGGCAUGGCUGCGGGUACCAUUGGGAGCAUCUGCCUGGCCCUGCUGCUCCUCAGCAUCCUCAUGCUCCUCUGUGGUCCCCCUGCUUACAGGAGGCUGAUGAAGAGAAUGUCCAGGAGGAAGCAGCGCCAAUGGAUCGGACCCACAGGACUCAAUCAGACGGUUUCCUUCCACCGCAACAGCACCAUCACCCAGCGGCCCCGGGCAGAGGGGCAGUGGGUGCAGGGGGGGGACAACGACUACGCUCACCCCCCCCAGAAGACCCCAUACACCUCAGAGUACCCAGCCCUGGAAGGAGCUCUGCACCCAUCCAACCCUCCGGAUAACUCAUCGGAUAGUGACUAUGACCUGCAGUGUGCGCGCAGAGUGUGA
Messenger RNA from Melopsittacus undulatus (budgerigar), 2739 nucleotides. Its product is annotated as soluble scavenger receptor cysteine-rich domain-containing protein SSC5D. Bases 1 to 2739 code for a protein of 912 amino acids. The record is from RefSeq and is a predicted model, not a curated record. NCBI's taxonomy places the organism in Eukaryota, Metazoa, Chordata, Aves, Psittaciformes, Psittaculidae. Gene Ontology annotation, cellular component: plasma membrane. The transcript is spliced from 18 exons. Gene Ontology annotation, biological process: T cell costimulation.